Molecule: messenger RNA, 1947 nt
Organism: Talaromyces amestolkiae
Lineage: Eukaryota; Fungi; Ascomycota; Eurotiomycetes; Eurotiales; Trichocomaceae
Exons: 1
Coding region: 1-1947 (648 amino acids)
Source: RefSeq, a predicted model, not a curated record
AUGGCCGGCAAGAUGGCGAGAUGCCGGAAAGUCCAGAAUGGGUUGCUUUCGAUGUGUACUACCUCCCUUGUUCUAAAUCUGAAUUUGAUAGACGAUAUUCUAAUGGUGAAUAGAGAAAUGUCGUACGGCAUCAUGGGAUCCGAACGCAACUCUCAUAUCCUGAUAUACCAAACCACGAAACAGACAGGCUGCCUAUACUUCGACGGCGAGUCUGCCACUUUAUUUGGUUCCGGAAUGAUGGAUACACAGAUGCUGUUCAUUUAUGGUAAUGUGACCGGACCGCAUGUGGACGAUGGUCGUCGAUUUAGAGGUCUUGAAGAUGAGUAUAAUCGUGCAUCGGGAUUAUGUCAAUGGGUUCAAGACAAGGGUCUUGGUGGUCUGGGCUGGGGUGUCGAGGGUAUUGUGAGGAUGAAUGCGGGGUUUGAGAUGAUUUGGUGUAAUUUUACGAGUCCGUCGGUGAGAUUGUUGACGAAGACUAAUGUUACGGCGCCGUUGUUGCGGGAGGUGGAUGAUGAUGCCGUUUCAGAAGACCAGGGACAUGAUUCAAACGCCGAAAAUUUUGUGGAUAGAGCAUUCACUCCGGAGUACACCAACACAUCUCCUGGUUACUAUCCGCUACCGACAGACACCUCUCCGCCUGACCGUUCUAAAGAACCAGGCCAGCCUCCUAUGCCACCAAGUUGGAGGUCAAGUGGCCAAGAACCAUUCCUUGCUAGUCAGACAUGGGGCUGGUUUGAGAGUGCGACCUGGCAUUACGGCUCUACCGGAAGAGGUGCUGGACGAGGCGAAACACGCGUGAAGCCACUGACGUGUGGCUUUCUAACUUUUUAUGACCCUAUAUACCAUGAACAACAGAUAGAACGAGCGAUCAUAGAACGCAAGAAGCUGAAUCUUACAACGAAUGGACAUUGGGUGGGCUCAGACACGCCAAACGACCGAAAAGCCGCGCUGCAACAGUUGGCAAGGCGUAAACGAUAUCAUUCUUUACAAAAUAUUAGUGAAACCGAUGCGCUCGUGAUGAACGAUGCUGCAGAGCGAGUGUUGAAGAGCUUGAAUUUCAACAACUUGGAGACAUCAGGAGUCGGUUUCUCCGCUACCAAAAAUUGCACAGGAAUCGACUGGACGUCGGUAACCAACGACAUUGUACAACGAUAUGCACCUCGUCUCCAACAACUAAGCACGAUUUUUGAUAGACGAUCAAAUAUAGACAUGAAAAACUCGACAGCGGUGAAAAGGUGGUUUAUGGGCUUGAGACAACAUACCCAUUUCUUGCUGAUGCCUUAUUUCGAGUACCCUACCGAGUCCGCUGACCAGGACGAACUGUCGAUAUUGCAGCAUCAAACCCUUUCCAAGUGCCAAUAUCAGUAUACCAGGCUUCUAGCGCCUGAUUUCAAUACUGUCCCUCUAACCCCGGAAGAAUCAAUAAUAAUGUCCUCUGUCGAAGAAACGCUGGGAAACAUUUGCCUCUGGAUCGUCAACGUCGGCCUUGCAGUAGAAAGGGAAUGGCAUGACCAAUUCGACGGCCAUCCGUCUUCUCCUUCAAUCACCACCGCUCCUGCCUCUCUGUACAACCGGAUUAAUUCAUGGCAAACCGGUCUUGAAGAACUCAUGGCCUGGCUCGGAUGGGUCGACCAAUGGACUUACUGCAAAGACGGAUGCGCGCAAGACGAAGUAUGCUUUAUUCCCAUGUGGCCAAUGGAUAAUAUCGAUCAACCGGGGCGUCGAAUCUGGCCCGGUCCUGGCGGUGGCGGACCAAAGUAUGGUUACGGCUACGGUCGACCUGGCAGGAAAUAUCCCGUUAAUGGUGACAAGAACGACAUCCCCGAAGGACUUCCAGGGAAACAUCCCAAGGGGCCUCCGAAUUGGUCCAUGAAUGAAGAGUCAUUAUGGGAACCGAAAUGCAUAAAAACCGAAUAUGCUAUGUGGUAUGAGAUUAUCAACAAUUAA